This is a messenger RNA of Lactuca virosa, 654 nucleotides long. Lineage: Eukaryota; Viridiplantae; Streptophyta; Magnoliopsida; Asterales; Asteraceae. The record is from the annotation of a GenBank genome assembly.
AGAAAACUCUUUUAGGAUUAUUCACCUUCAAUUUUCUUGGAACAAAUGCCAUUGAAUUACCGCUUAAUUUGUAGUGUUUCCGAUUCCACCAUUUGGAAUUAGUCUUCCUCUCUUCUUCUUUUUUAUUGAGGAUUCCAGGUUUCUCUAUAAUUAAUUUUUAUAUUUUUGUGGAAAAUUUUAUAAGAGAUUGUUGUUGAGGGGACGCAUCCGUAUAUCAAGAUAUUCUUGGAUAAUCACCAAUUGGUUGAUUCUUUUUGCAAAGAUUGGUGCUUAUCGUUGAAAACCGAUCAAUCUAAAAGAAAUUUGUUGGUUUGGCAUACAGGGCCAAGCCAGGUUGUGGAUUCUUAGAUGAUAUGCAGCAGUUACCUGAGGACAUUGAUUCUGCAAGGAGGGCAUAUUGGGAAACCUGUGGAAGGGUUGUUGCAGUUUGCAAAAUUGAAGAGAAGUCUGAAGACCAUUCCUUUAGUGGCAUUUUCUUCUGAUCACAAGUGGUUGACAACUGGGAAAAGGAUGAUGGCUGCAGGUGCAACCGGGAGUCGGGGUUUGAUUGCUGAUGCUUUGACAGAGAAGGAUAGUGAUGGUUCAUAUACAAGUGGAGGUUGGAAGAGUGAAGAUGGAAAAAUUGAGCUGCGGUUAUUCAAGUUUCAGAGGUAA